Messenger RNA from Austrofundulus limnaeus, 2310 nucleotides. RefSeq names its product cannabinoid receptor type 1B. The coding region runs from base 240 to 1670 and encodes 476 amino acids. Gene Ontology annotation, molecular function: cannabinoid receptor activity. The record is from RefSeq and is a predicted model, not a curated record. Gene Ontology annotation, biological process: G protein-coupled receptor signaling pathway. Lineage: Eukaryota; Metazoa; Chordata; Actinopteri; Cyprinodontiformes; Rivulidae. The transcript has 2 exons. Gene Ontology annotation, cellular component: membrane.
GCUCCGACACUCAGCGCGUCUCUCUGAGAUCUGUUUUUGUUUACCUUUGUUUAUCAUUUCUCCCUCAUUGCCAGUUUUAUUGGAAAUACAACUUUUCACUGCCGMUUUYAACAGCUUUUUUCCUCCCUCCUCUUAAACCCCUUUUUCCCGCGGGAUGGACUGAUAACAAAAAGGAUCUUCUUUCCUGUACAUCUCAUGCUGUUUCCCUGCAGGCCUCUCCUCUGAGCAGCUCUYCAGCCAUGAAGCUGGCUCUCCACAGGAUAGCGGGCACAACAGUGAGCACGCUGACGACAGGGCUCCGGUAUCUCGGCUCCAAUGAUGCCAGCUACGACGACCCCCUUGUUGACCCCAGCCUGGCCAAACACAGAUUCCACCUGGACAAACCGCACUCCGCUUCCAUCGGCAGCACCUUCCCCGAGCUCAGUCCCGGAAACCAGGAGGUCAUCCUCGCGGCCCUCUCGCCCGUUCUCCCCACCAACGUGUCCGACGUUCUGCUGGGGAACGUCWCGCUGGUGGGGGGCGGGGGGGCCGCGCAGUGCACCGAGAACUUUGCCGACAACCUGGAGUGCUUCAUGAUCCUCACUCCCAGRCAGCAGCUGGCGAUCGCCAUCUUGGCGCUCACCCUGGGGACUUUCACGGUGCUGGAGAACCUCGUGGUGCUGUGUGUGAUCCUCCACUCUCAGACGCUCCGAUCUCGGCCUUCCUACCACUUCAUCGGCAGCCUGGCUGUGGCUGAUCUGAUAGGGAGCAUCAUUUUUGUUUACAGCUUCCUGGACUUUCACAUCCUCCACAGGAAGGACAGCCCAAAUGUGUUCCUCUUCAAGCUGGCCGGGGUCAUCGCCUCUUACACGGCCUCUGUGGGCAGCUUGUUCCUGACCGCCAUCGAUCGCUACAUCUCCAUCCACAGGCCACUGGCAUACAAACGUAUCGUCACCAAGACUAAAGCCGUCAUCGCCUUCAGCAUGAUGUGGACCAUCUCCAUCGUCAUCUCGCUGCUGCCGCUGCUCGGCUGGAACUGCAAGCGCCUCGGCACGAUCUGUUCAGACAUCUUCCCCCUGAUUGACCAGAAGUACCUGAUGUUCUGGAUCGGAAUAACAAGCAUCUUGGUGCUGUUCAUCAUCUACGCCUACAUGUUCAUCCUGUGGAAGUCGCACCACCACGCCGUGCGCAUGCUGAGCCGCAGCUCACAGAGGAGCAAGAUUGUCCACACGCCAGAAGGAGCCAAAGUGCAGAUGGUGAGGCCCGAGCAGGCCCGGAUGGACCUCCGUCUGGCGAAAACCCUCGUCCUGAUCCUGGUGGCGCUCAUCAUCUGCUGGGGCCCGCUCCUGGCCAUCAUGGUCCACGACCUCUUUGGGAAAGUGAACGACUUCAUCAAGACCAUCUUCGCCUUUUGCAGCAUGCUGUGCCUGCUCAACUCCACCGUGAACCCCGUCAUCUACGCCAUGAGGAGCAAAGACCUGCGGAGGGCCUUCGCCAGCAUCUGCCACAUGUGGCGGCGGGGCACGCAGUCGCUGGACAGCAGCGCCGAGAGCGACUGGAACAGCAGGAGCGUGAGAGCGACAGCAAGCUGGGCGGGGAAAGACGGGAGGGUCUGUGGACGAACCCGGAUAAAAGUAGCCCAGGUUACCGUGUCCGGAGUUACAGAGACUUCCACAGCAGAGCCAGUCUGAAAAACUGUGAUGGUUUAGUUUAACCUUUGACCUGUUAGUGGACAGCUUGUUACUGUGAAAAGUACCAAAAAAUGACUAAUUAAUCACUGCAUUGAGCUUCAGGAUGAAAUCUGUAAAAACAUACUCAACGGAGAGUAAAGAUCUCCUAUUCUGGUUGUUAAAUUCAGUAAAUAAUGGUCAUAAAUGUCAUAAUGAAAAAGUCUUCAAUGACUAAAUCAUUCAUAGAAAACUUGCUUUGGUUUAAAAGUGCAAUGAUUUAAAAAAGACUUGGUUUAUUGUGUUUUUUUUUUCUUGUAAGCACUAUAAUAUUAAGAACUUUGCCAACUCUUAUUUAUUUAUUGARAACCAGUUUGUAAAUUUGUCUUUUAAAAUUCUGAAUAGUUUUUUGAUUCCAUCAAAGCUUUCCAUGUAAUAUUUUUAAAACGUAACACAGCUGCAUUUGAAGGGAAAAAAAGAUUUUAUUGCAAAACAGGUUUUUGUGCAAAGCUGUUGUGCAGCAUUGCUGUGAAAUGUCAAAAGCGACAUUGUGUAUCUUAAGGGUGUGUCUACAACAAAACAAGUGCUCUGUAGAUAUGUGAAUUUAUCUAUUUUUGUCAUAUUUAUGCCAUUGUGUCUGUAAACAUUUUUACAAUAAAAUCUA